This is a messenger RNA of Arabidopsis arenosa, 654 nucleotides long. Lineage: Eukaryota; Viridiplantae; Streptophyta; Magnoliopsida; Brassicales; Brassicaceae. The record is from the annotation of a GenBank genome assembly.
AUCUCUUCAAGCCAUUUUCGAAACUACUCAAAGCUUGAGAGAGAGAACACAGACGAAACCAACUUUCUUCAAUCUCGUUGCCGCAGUAAUAAUCUCAUUCCUCGGGUAAAUCUCUCCUUCUGCGGCGGCGACAAGAAAAAAAAAGUUUCAACCUUUUAUUGUCUGUUUUCUUCUCUCUUCAAGAAACUACAUAUACUUCGAAAAUGGCUCGUUCUCUCUCUAACGUUAAGAUCGUAUCUGCUUUCGUCUCUCGUGAACUCUCCAAUGCUAUUUUCCGACGUGGUUAUGCGGCCACGGCGGCUCAAGGGAGCGGUGGAAGAAGUGGAGCUGUUGCUUCGGCUGUGAUGAAGAAGAAGGGAGUGGAAGAAUCAACCCAGAAGAUUUCUUGGGUUCCAGAUCCCAAAACCGGUUAUUACAGACCCGAAACCGGUUCUAACGAGAUUGACGCGGCUGAGCUACGAGCAGCUCUCUUGAACAACAAGCAGUGAUUAAUUAAUUUUUAAAAAAGGAUUUGUCUUUUUUUUGAUUAAUUAUUAUUACAUGUAAUUUUUCAAGGUCUUAAGAGGGAGAUUAGUGGGUAAUGAUCUGGUGCAGUGAACCCUGUUUUCAUCUGCCACGUGGCGAUUCUGUAAUGAAUAAAAUAGAGAAGCGUUU